UUCUGGGAUUCGCCGGGCUAUAACUAUCCGAUAUUGUGCUACUUGGUAACAGUCACUGAAUUAGUUUGUUCAAACUUGUCAUAAGUGCAUCGCUUUAGCUAUGGGACCUCGUCCGCUGCCUCUGCUCUGCAGCUUGAUUGCCGUGGUUUUUCUCGUCAGCCGUGCAAAAGCAGUCGCCUUAACCAAAGCCUCGCCUCUCCAUAUUCUCUUUGUUGUCGUUGACGACCUCGGCUGGAGUGAUGUCGGAUUUCACGGCUCGAAAAUUGAGACUCCAAAUAUUGACGGAUUGGCGGCGGAAGGUGUCGAGCUGGACAACUAUUACGUUCUACCGGUUUGCACCCCUACGAGAAGCGCUUUCAUGACAGGAAGAUAUCCAAUCCAUACUGGUAUGCAGCACUUUGUGUUGGGUCCGGCAAGUCCCUAUGGAUUACCUCUCAACUUCACCACUUUACCACAGAAAAUGAAAGAAUUAGGUUAUGCAACUCAUAUGGUUGGUAAAUGGCACCUUGGUUAUAACAAAUGGGCCUAUACACCGACUUAUCGUGGGUUUGAUUCAUUCUAUGGCUAUUACAAUGGAGCUGAAGAUCACUACACCCAUGAAAUCCAGAACAUAUUGGACUUACGAGAUGAUAAAGAACCAGUGAGGGACCUGAAUGGGACAUAUGCCACAUUUGCUUUCACAAAGCGAGCAACCGAAAUUAUCAAGUCACAUGACCCAUCAAAUCCCCUUUUCAUGUAUAUGGCAUUCCAAAAUUGCCAUGGCCCCGUCCAAGCACCUGAAAAAUAUACAGAAAAGUACAGUUUCAUUACAGAUGAAACUCGUCGAACCUAUGCAGGCAUGGUGAGCAUUACAGAUGAAGCCAUAGGCAAUAUUACACAGACCAUGAAGGAUGCUGGGUUGUGGGAAGACACACUUAUGGUUUUAACCACUGACAAUGGAGGAAUCCACAGUCGUGGAGGAUAUAAUUAUCCCCUUCGUGGAGAGAAGACAACUUUAUGGGAGGGAGGGGUGAGAGGAGUCAGUUUUGUCCAUGGAAAUAUGCUUGGCAGGAAAGGAGUCAAAAGUGAAGAACUUAUGCAUGCUACAGAUUGGUAUCCAACAUUGGUAAAUCUUGCAGGUGGUGACGCAGAUCAAGAAUCAAUACCCCUGGAUGGUAUGGAUGUUUGGAACGCCAUCUCCCAUGGUGACCCUUCACCAAGGAAGGAGAUUCUUCUCAAUAUUGACCCUCUUCCUUUUGACAAUGAUGAUCCAUCUGUUUCCUUCUAUGAGGGAGUUGCACUGAGAUCAGGUCAUAUGAAAAUUCUGAUGGGAGUGAAUAAUGAUACUUGGUAUACACCUCCUGAGCUUGGUGGGAAAUCAGAAAGCAAACAUGUGAUUUCCCCCAGAAAAGAUCAAGUCCUGGAUUUGUUAGCAUCUACCAAGGAGAACGUUGGAAGUCGCCUGAAAGUUGUUCUAUAUAACGUGACCGCUGACCCAACAGAACACGAAGAUCUUAGUGAGAAACUUCCAGAUGUAGUCAAGGAAUUGCAAGAGAGAGUGCAGUACUACAUAAAAGGGAUGGUGCCUCCGUUCAACAAAUUGCCUGAUCCUCGGGCUUUCAUUAAAGCAGAAUUGGAAGGCAUCUGGACACCAUGGCAAGAUUAAAUUACUGUAGAUGUACAGUGCUGUGAGAAGUACCUGCCAACUAAUUUAUUAGUUGCUCAACAUUUGUGGAGCUGUUAUCUUAGUGUAUUGCAGUCUAAUGCACUCGAACCAAUUCACCAAAGAUUACGGAGUCACAAAAUUUUAGUUUAAGUUUCAAAUUAGUGUAAAGUACACUUACUUCGCACGUGUACAAUUAGGUUUGACACUGUGAAUAUCACUAAAUCAUGCUUCUCUCGUAUGAAUAUUCUACGAUCAAACCCUUGCUACAUUAGAAGCGUCUGUAUUGGAGUCUAGCGCAGUCGCACGAACUGGUCAGUCACGAAGCUUUCGUGCCAGUUGUAAAGCACAAUUAAUUUUGCACGUCAUAAGUAUAAUUUGUAGUCUUGGAACGUGUAACGGAAAAAAAUAAACAUAACAAAACAAAAACCAGAAAUAGUUCUUCGUCCAAAGAGUGUAUCAGCAGACUUUUGCAAUUUUUAGAAGCGUUGGUACCCUUCUUUAAUUAUGUGUGUAAAUAGAUUUAAAUGACAUAAA
This is a messenger RNA of Pocillopora verrucosa, 2179 nucleotides long. Its product is annotated as arylsulfatase B. The record is from RefSeq and is a predicted model, not a curated record. NCBI's taxonomy places the organism in Eukaryota, Metazoa, Cnidaria, Anthozoa, Scleractinia, Pocilloporidae.